AUGCAAUUUAUGCUAAAGCCUAAAGGUGGUUACACAGAUUAUGCAGGUUCAUCAACAUCUGCUAACAAGCAAAGUGAUAGUAAAAAUGAAACUACCUAUGUUGAAGAGUAUUCCCCACGUAACAAGAUACAAUUUGAAGAUAGUGAUAAAUUAGCACAUCUAGCACCAUCUUUUAAGGAGAGGACGCUGCAGGCACGCAGAUCUAUACACACAACAUCUUUCAAAGUUCAGAAAGUGGAAACGGAAGAUAAAUCUGCAGAUCAAUUUGUUGCCAGUAGCAGCCCGUACAUGAGGAACUCAUAUGAUCAUGAUAGUGAUACAACACCAGAAAGGCAAAGGCAGGCAUCUCCUCUAUCUGAACCUAUCAGUCCAUCUGCACAUUCAUCUUCCUCUUCCUCCUCCAAAACCACCUCCACCUUGAAACUUGGGCACAAGCUAUCAGAAACAGUGAAGGGGAAAUUGAGUUUGGGAGCAAGAAUCAGUCAAAAGGGUGGGAGGGCCAAUAUUUUCAAACAGAUAUUCGGCAUUAGCCAAGGAGAAGAGCUCUUGAAGGCCUCCCAGUGCUACUUAUCUACCACCGCCGGUCCCAUUCCUGGCCUCCUUUUCAUUUCCCAAAAGCUUGCUUUAUGCAGCGAAACACCUAUCACUCUCCCUUCUCCUUCUGCUCCUUAUGCUGCUGCUAUUGCUGGACAACUACAACUCCUCAGAACGCAUUACAAGGUUCAGAUACCAAUAAGGAAGAUCAAAACAGCAAACCAAAGCGAGGAUGUCAACAAACCACAGCACAAGUACAUAUUUACCCAUGAUGAUUUCGAUUUCUGGUUUAUGGGAUUCUUGCGCUACGAUGAAGCUUUCAGAAAUCUUCACAAGGCCCUUUCCAUCGCCAACCAUAACCACAACUAGAAAAUGCGGGCAGCACAUUAGCUUCCAUGUUUAUUUUCCUCAAGGUUUUAGU
Malus domestica (apple) is the source of this 955-nucleotide messenger RNA. NCBI's taxonomy places the organism in Eukaryota, Viridiplantae, Streptophyta, Magnoliopsida, Rosales, Rosaceae. The record is from RefSeq and is a predicted model, not a curated record.